AUGGGACCACUGCCGUGCUGCCGGAGUCGCCGGAAAACCGGUUGCAAGAAGCCUUCCCGACUUGCCCUGUUUUCCGCCGAGUUUGUGCUGCAGCCGCUUUCCGCCCCUAUUCCACCGUCUGCAGCCACCACCAUCAAGUCCUCCGACCACCUCGACCUCCCUCCGACCUCCCUCCGACCUCCAGCCACCCCCCCAUCCACCACCACGCCGCCUUUCUCCUCCCACCUCCGGCUACCAAACACUCCCAACACCCCCUCAAACUUUGGCCACCAGCCCCGCGACGCCCCGUCGCCGCCAGAGCUCUGGAACAGCCCCCAACACCUCCCCUGUUUCUGCUCCCCUGCACCCGCGAAUCUGCCUGCACCGGUUCUGCUUGCUGCUGACGCCUGUUCCGGCCACCUCAAGCCACCGCCGACCACCUCCAGCUACCUCACGGUCCCCCCAAGCUUCCUGUCACCCGCCGCCACCUCAACGCCCGCCGGAAAAGCCACCACAGCUGCGAACAGCCACCCCACCGCCUACCCUGCCCUGUUUCUGCUGUGGGUGCCCUAUUUUUGGGCUGGGGCCGAAUCUGUUAGGCCCAAUUCUGUGGGCCCACGAGCUGGGCUGAGGCCCAAUUUGUUUGGGCACGAAGUUGGGCCUUAUAUUAGGCCCGUGGACACAUUAAAUUGGAAGUUGGGCCCGUAG
Messenger RNA from Rhodamnia argentea, 687 nucleotides. RefSeq names its product classical arabinogalactan protein 9-like. The transcript is spliced from 2 exons. The coding region runs from base 1 to 687 and encodes 228 amino acids. The record is from RefSeq and is a predicted model, not a curated record. NCBI's taxonomy places the organism in Eukaryota, Viridiplantae, Streptophyta, Magnoliopsida, Myrtales, Myrtaceae.